AGUCGCGGGAAUCUUUGUGGGCUGCUCCGGGCGGCGACGGCGACGGCUGCGGCGGUAUCUCGCGCAGGUCAACACAGCUAGAUCUCUCUGCGUGUAUACAAGGGCGGGCAGCUGGUUCGGUUGCUGGUGGGUGGUGGGUGGGAGGAGGAGGAGGAGAGGAGGAGAGGGAGGUUGAGAGGUAUGCCCAUGGAGCACGGGAGGAGGCAGGGGGUGGUGGCGAUAGAGUGCGUGGCGGGCGGGUCGAGGGCGGAGGAGUGGGGGCCGGGGAGCAGCGAGACGGUGCAGACCGGGGACGUGGUCGAGGAGCUGCUGAUCGGGGUCGGCAGCCGCGGGGGCCCGGCGGCGCACGCCGCGCCGUUCAAGGGCGGGCGCGGCGCCGUGCAGAGGCUCCUGCACUCAGCGUACAAGCGCGGGGACACGUCCGUCGAGGUGCGGGUGAGGCGCCCCGCGCACGCCGCGCAGCAGCAGCUGGUGGCCGGCGGGGAGCUGAUGCCCUCCGCCGCGCCGGGGUCGGGGUCGGGGACCACGACGGCGAAGAUGCAGGCCUGUAUCGUGCCGCAGGAGGCCGCGGUCGGCGGCGGCGCCGGCGCGAUGAUGGCCGUCGUCGGCCGCAGCAGGCAGUACGUGCUCCGCUCGAUCCGCGACCCCAACUACGCCGUCGGUUUCGUCGAUCGCAUGGAGAGCGAGUGCAUCGCCAUCCGAGGAUCGAGGAGCUCGAGGGUGGUGUGCGCAUUGAGCAAGGCGCAGCUGCAGGACGGCUACGUGGCCUACCCGUGGGAGAAGAAGAUGAGGGAGGCGCUCCCGAUCCCUAACUCCAGCAGCUUCCUCUCCAUGCUCGUGCUCCCCACGGCGCUCGACCGCGCCGCCUCCCGCUACAACUCCGUCGAGGACACCCUCGCCCGCGCCAACGCCUGGGUCCUCUCCUCGCAGACGUCCGGGGUGCCCAUCGCCUUCCUCAACGUCCAGACCGAGGCCCUGCUCACCAAGAUCUCCGGCGAGACGGCCUCCGCGACGGUCAACUCGGGCUCACUGGCUGACCUGCCGAACCUCGCCAACGCCAGCCUUUACGGGUUCGAGGACUACCACGGCGUGGACAUCGGCGUGGUGAAGGCUGUGCGCGUCUGGUACACCGCCUCCGCCGGAGAGAUGCCGGUGGAGAUCACCCUCGAGGCCGGCGACACCAAGCUCGGCUUCGCCAUCAGCCGCACCGAGGAGGGCUUCAUCUACAUCUCGUCGGUCAUGGAGGACGACAGCGGCUUCCUGGCGCCGUCGACGAGGUCGGGCCUCCGCGACCUGUACCGGGAGGCGAAGCGCGCGUCCAAGCUGCUGGUGAUCUCCAGGGUGUCCGGGCAAAAGGUCCUCCCCUGGAUGGUGUCCACCUCCGGCGCCAUCCGGUGCUUCGACACCGUCUCGCUCAGCCAGAAGCUGUCGCUGCACCGGCACGCCCUGCGCCCGAUCCUGCUCCACCUGCUCAUGUGGGAAGGCAAGUCGGCCGACGCGCCGGCGCGCGCUCACGAGCCCCGCCUCCCGCCCCAACCGGCGCCGUACCCGGAGUUCUCCGCCGAGCUCCUGCGGCAGGGUUCGUUCGGCGUCGAGCUUCCCCGCCCCCGGCAGGACUCGUUCGGCGUCGAGCUGGUGCGGGAGGACUCGUUCGGCGUCGAGCUGGUGCGGCAGGACUCGUUCGGCGGCGAGCUACUGAGACAGGACUCGUUCGCGUGCACGGAGCCGCCGGUGCGGAGAGCGGAGCCGGGAAUCAUGCAGGGCAGGGACACUGCAGGGGACACGUCCUUCAGGUUCCAUAAUUUCAAGCUGCCCAACAACUGGGUCUGAUGGACACGAAGGGGGGCAAGUCCAGAAGUGCUAUGCUCGGUGUUGAUGUACAUAUGUAUAUUUCGAUGGGUGGCUUUUGUGUUCAUACAGACUAUGCAGAAUGCAGUGCAUUGUAGUGUGAUAGAGCUUACGUAGAGUAUAAUUUUGGCCGAUGGAUAGUGUUCUGUUUCAGCCAUACUUAGUUUGAGCACUUUCGAUUGUGCUAGGAGAAGAAUAACAGUUUCAUGUUGGAUUUGAAGUAGGAACUCAU
Messenger RNA from Oryza brachyantha (malo sina), 2080 nucleotides. RefSeq lists its product as uncharacterized. The record is from RefSeq and is a predicted model, not a curated record. The coding region runs from base 181 to 1830 and encodes 549 amino acids. NCBI's taxonomy places the organism in Eukaryota, Viridiplantae, Streptophyta, Magnoliopsida, Poales, Poaceae. The transcript is spliced from 4 exons.